GGGCGGGGUGCUAAAGGGCGCCCGCGACGUCGGCGGCGGUGGCGCGCGGCGGCUGCGGCGGAGGAGGAGGCGGCGGCGGCGGCGUCUACGGCCUCGGGUCGAGCCCUACGGCCCGUCCCCCCUUCCCUCGGCCGCCACCCCGCUGCCCCCCGCCCUCCGCCCCGCUGCCCCUCUCCGGCGCCGGGCCGGUCCUGGUCGCCUCGCGCGUCGGGUGGCGGGUGUGCGCAGGCGCGGCGGGGGCGCUUCGCCCCUUUGGUUGGGCGGCGGAGCCCGGGAGCGCGCGGGCGAGACCAUGGCGGGCAGCGGCGCGGGGGGCGGUGGUGUCGGGGAGACGAAGGUGAUUUACCACCUGGAUGAAGAAGAGACCCCGUACCUGGUGAAGAUUCCCGUCCCCGCGGAGCGCAUCACCCUGGGCGAUUUCAAGAGCGUCCUGCAGCGGCCCGCGGGCGCUAAGUACUUUUUCAAGUCAAUGGAUCAGGAUUUCGGGGUGGUGAAGGAGGAGAUUUCAGAUGACAGCGCCCCUCCCUGCUUCAACGGAAGGGUGGUGUCCUGGCUGGUGUCAUCGGAUAACCCCCAACCCGAGGCGGCUCCCCCAGCCCACGAGCCUCGGACCGAGCUGGCACCACCGCCGCCACCGUUACCCCCUUUGCCGCCGGAGAGGACCAGUGGCAUCGGCGACUCCAGACCUCCAUCCUUCCACCCACUGAUGCGGGCCCGCGAACCAAACCUGGAGCCCGAGACAGAAACGGAGUCGGUGGUGUCUCUGCGGCGGGAACGGCCUCGCCGGAGAGACAGCAGUGAGCAUGGCGGUGAGGGGGGGGGCGGCCCGAGGCCGGGUCCUCCGGGAGCCCGGGGAGGGCGGUGCGUGGGAGUAAGGAGGGGGGACAGCUUUCCUGAGGUGCCCGUUCAUGCUCAGCGGGGGGGCCACAGGCCUGGCGGCCCCUCGAGGCUGGAGCGCCACCUGGCCGGGUACGAGAGCUCCUCGACGCUCAUGACCAGUGAGCUGGAGAGCACCAGCCUGGGCGACUCUGACGACGACGACACCAUGAGCAGGUUCAGCAGCUCCACGGAGCAGAGCAGCGCCUCCCGCCUCCUGAAGCGCCACCGGCGGCGGAGGAAGCAGCGGCCGCCCCGCCUGGAGAGGGCCUCGUCCUUCAGCAGCGUCACCGACUCCACCAUGUCCCUCAACAUCAUCACGGUCACGCUCAACAUGGAGAAGUACAACUUCCUGGGCAUCUCCAUCGUGGGCCAGAGCAACGAGCGGGGCGACGGCGGCAUCUACAUCGGCUCCAUCAUGAAGGGGGGCGCCGUGGCGGCCGACGGGCGCAUCGAGCCGGGCGACAUGUUGCUACAGGUGAAUGACGUGAACUUCGAGAACAUGAGCAAUGACGACGCGGUGCGGGUGCUGCGGGACAUCGUGCACAAGCCGGGCCCCAUCGUGCUGACGGUGGCCAAGUGCUGGGAUCCCUCUCAGGCCUACUUCACCCUUCCUCGGAAUGAGCCCAUCCAGCCCAUUGACCCUGCUGCCUGGGUGUCCCACUCCGCCGCGCUGACAGGCACCUUCCCAGCCUAUCCAGGCUCCUCGUCCAUGAGCACCAUGACAUCGGGGUCCUCUCUGCCUGACGGUUGUGAGGGGCGGGGUCUCUCCAUCCACACAGACAUGGCGUCUGUGACCAAGGCCAUGGCAGCUCCCGAAUCUGGACUGGAAGUUCGGGAUCGCAUGUGGCUCAAGAUCACCAUCCCUAACGCCUUCCUGGGCUCGGACGUAGUUGACUGGCUUUACCAUCACGUGGAAGGCUUUCCUGAGCGCCGGGAGGCCCGCAAAUACGCCAGCGGGCUGCUCAAGGCUGGCCUCAUCCGACACACGGUGAACAAAAUCACCUUCUCUGAGCAGUGCUAUUACGUGUUCGGGGACCUCAGUGGCGGCUGUGAGAGCUACCUGGUCAACCUGUCCUUGAACGAUGACGGUUCCAGCGGGGCUUCGGACCAGGACACCUUGGCCCCUCUGCCUGGGGCGACCCCGUGGCCCCUGCUGCCCACCUUCUCCUACCAGUACCCAGCCCCGCACCCAUACAGCCCCCAGCCGCCACCCUACCAUGAGCUCUCAUCCUACACCUACGGCGGGGGCAGUGCCAGCAGCCAGCACAGUGAGGGGAGCCGGAGCAGUGGGUCAACACGGAGCGACGGGGGGGCGGGGCGUACGGGGAGGCCCGAGGAGCGGGCCCCCGAGUCCAAGUCCGGCAGCGGCAGUGAGUCCGAGCCCUCCACCCGGGGGGGCAGCCUUCGGCGGGGCGGGGACCCUGGUGGGGCUGGUGAUGGGGGCCCGCCCCCUUCCAGAGGCUCUUCGGGGGGCGCGCCCAAUCUCCGAGCCCACCCCGGGCUCCAUCCCUACGGACCACCCCCUGGCAUGGCCCUCCCCUACAAUCCCAUGAUGGUGGUCAUGGUGCCCCCGCCCCCACCCCCCGUGCCUCCAGCAGUGCAGCCCCCGGGGGCCCCUCCGGUCAGAGACCUGGGCUCUGUGCCCCCGGAGCUGACCGCCAGCCGCCAGAGCUUCCACAUGGCCAUGGGCAACCCCAGUGAGUUCUUUGUGGAUGUUAUGUAGAGCACGUGGCGGGCCCGUCCAGUCAGCGCUUGGUGCCUCUGUCCUGUGCUGGGGGUCUCGUCCGUCAUGUGCCUGGCACUCCUCUGGCCCGGCUCAGCCCAGCCUGCGGGCUGCUGGGAGGCGGCCGCCCCUGGGACUCUCACCAGCAGUGCCUGGUUCCUCCCCUUUCUCUCCGGGGGUGCGCAAGGGACCUUGGGUUAUUUUUAGCUUUACUGUUUUUGUACGCCUUGGGGGGGGGGGGGGGUUGAAGCAGACUUUUGUACGUUUUUCGGACUAUUUUUUUAGUAGAUGUUUCUCUUUUUAUACGAAGAACCUCUAUCUCCUGGGCCCUUCCCAACCCCGAAAUGUGACCUCCUCCUCUGUCCGUCCAACUCUGUCCUGUGCAGGGUAGCGGUGGUCAGCGGUACCCUGGGAGGAGGAAGGGCCGGGCACCCUAGACAGCAAAGGAAGGUGCGGUGUUCGGUCUCGGGGGCCCGUGUAGCUGCUUUUGUUACUCUAUUUAUUUAGUCACCUGUAUAAGACACCAAAUAAAGCAAUAGAGGCCAACUG
Molecule: messenger RNA, 3151 nt
Organism: Neofelis nebulosa (Clouded leopard)
Lineage: Eukaryota; Metazoa; Chordata; Mammalia; Carnivora; Felidae
Gene: DVL2
Product: dishevelled segment polarity protein 2
Biological process (GO): canonical Wnt signaling pathway; intracellular signal transduction
Cellular component (GO): cytosol
Molecular function (GO): frizzled binding
Source: RefSeq, a predicted model, not a curated record